Molecule: messenger RNA, 2160 nt
Organism: Oncorhynchus masou masou (cherry salmon)
Lineage: Eukaryota; Metazoa; Chordata; Actinopteri; Salmoniformes; Salmonidae
Exons: 9
Coding region: 1-2160 (719 amino acids)
Source: RefSeq, a predicted model, not a curated record
AUGGUGGUGAUGGUAGUGGCAGUGGUUGUGGGGGUAGUGGUAGUGCUGGUUGUAGUGGUGGUGGUGGUGGUAGUGGUGGCACUACAGCUCCCCAGCCCCAGCUACAGCUCCCCAGCCCCAGCUACAGCCCCAGCUACGGCUCCCCAGCCCCAGCACCAGCUCCCCAGCCCCAGCUACAGCUCCCCACAGCUCCAGCUACGGCUCCCCAGCCCCAGCUACAGCUCCCCAGCCCCAGCUACAGCUCCCCAGCCCCAGCUACGUUACAGCUCCCCAGCCCCAGCUACAGCUCCCCAGCCCCAGCCCCAGCUACAGCUCUCCAGCCCGAACCCCAGCUACAGCUCCCCAGCCCCAGCUACAGCUCCCCAGGCCCAACCCCAGCUACAGCUCCCCAGCCCCAGCUACAGCUCCCCAGCUCCAACACCAGCUACAGCCCCCCAGCCCCAGCUAGAGCUCCCCAACCCUAGUUACAGCUCCCCAGCCCCAACCCCAGCUACAGCUCCCCAGCCCCAGCUACAGCUCGCCAGCCCCAGCUACAGCUCCCCAGCCCCAGCUACAGCUCCCCAACCCCAGUUACAGCUACCCAGCCCCAACCCCAGCUACAGCUCCCCACUCCCCAGCCUCAGCCCCAGCUACAGCUCCCCAGCUACAGCUCCCCAGCCCCAGCUACAGCUCCCCAGCCCCAGCUACAGCUCACCAUCCCCAGCUACAGCUCCCCAGCUACAGCCCCCUAGCCCCAGCUACAGCUCCCACGCCCCAGCUACAGCUCCCCAGCCCCAGCCCCAGCUACAGCUCCCCAGCCCCAGCUACAGCUCCUCAGUCCCAUUCCCAGCUACAGGUCCCCACAGGUCCCCAGCUACAGGUCCCCAGCUACAGGUCCCCAGCUACAGGUCCCCAGUCCCAGCUACAGGUCCACAGCUACAGGUCCCCAGCCCCAGCUACAGGUCCCCAGCCUUAGCCCCAGCUACAGCUCCCCAGCCCCAGCUACAGUUCCCCAGCCUUAGCCCCAGCCCCAGCUACAGCUCUCCAGCCCCAGAUACAGCUCCCCAGCCCCAGCUACAGCUCCCCAGCCCCAGCUACAGCUCGCCAGCCUCAGCCCCAGCUACAGCUCCCCAGCCCCAGCUACAGCUCCCCAGCUACAUCUCCCCUGCCCCAGCUACAGCUCCCUACCCCAACUACAGCUCCUCAGUCCCAGCUACAGCUCCCCAGCCCCAUUCCCAGCUACAGCUCCCCAGCCCCAACUACAGCUCCUCAGCCCCAGCCUUAGCCCCAGCUACAGCUCCCCAGCCCCAGCUACAGUUCCCCAGCCUUAGCCCCAGCCCCAGCUACAGCUCUCCAGCCCCAGAUACAGCUCCCCAGCCCCAGCUACAGCUCCCCAGCCCCAGCUACAGCUCGCCAGCCUCAGCCCCAGCUACAGCUCCCCAGCCCCAGCUACAGCUCCCCAGCUACAGCCCCAGCUACAGUUCCCCAGCCUUAGCCCCAGCCCCAGCUACAGCUCCCCAGCCCCAGCUACUGGUCCCCAGCCUUAUCCCCAGCCCCAGCUACAGCUCCCCAGCCCCAGCUACUGGUCCCCAGCCCCAUAUACAGCUCCCCAGCCCCAGCUACAGCUCCCCAGCCCCAGCUACAGGUCCCCAGCCCCAGCUACAGCUACAGCUCCCCAGCCCCAACUACAGCUCCUCAGCCCCAGGUACAGCUCCCCAGCCCCAGCUACAGCUCCCCAGCCCCAUUCCCAGCUACAGCUCCCCAGCCCCAACUACAGCUCCUCAGUCCCAGCUACAGCUCCCCAGCCCCAUUCCCAGCUACAGGUCCCCAGCUACAGCUCCCCAGCUACAAGUCCCCAGUCCCAGCUACAGGUCCCCAGCCCCAGCUACAGCUACAGCUCCCCAGCUACAGGUCCCCAGCUACAGGUCCCCAGUCCCAGCUACAGGUCCCCAGCCCCAACUACAGGUCCCCAGCCUUAGUCCCAGCCCCAGCUACAGCUCACCAGCCCCAGCUACAGCUCCCCAGCCCCAACUACAGCUCCUCAGUCCCAGCUACAGCUCCCCAGCCCCAUUCCCAGCACCUCCUCCUCUUCCUCCUCCUGAUCCCAUGGAAGAAAACAACAUGAGCCAUGCCACUGCAAGAAACUGGAUUCAGACAUCAUUGUCAGACAAAGGAAAGUGA